AUGGCAAAGACGAAGCCUGGAAAGAAGGACCUCGAAUCCUACACGAUAAAGGGAACAAACAAGGUCGUCAAAGGUACUCAAUCAUUUCCACUCCCCUUCAUCUAGCUCCGAUACCCUCCAGCUAGAUUUCGCUGCAGCGCCGAACACUGACGGUUGUUUUUGUUUUCUCCUUCCUCCGGGGUUACUCGUCUUUGCUGUAGUGGGGGACUGCGUUCUCAUGCGCCCUUCGGACUCUGAUAAGCCGCCGUAUGUGGCGCGCGUGGAGAAAAUCGGGGCAGACAAUCGCAACAACGUGAAGGUCCGGGUCCGGUGGUACUAUCGCCCCGAGGAGUCGAUUGGCGGCCGCCGCCAGUUUCAUGGGGCCAAAGAGCUCUUCCUUUCCGACCACUACGACAUACAGAGCGCCCACACCAUCGAGGGGAAGUGCACUGUUCACUCCUUCAAGAACUACACCAAGCUGGAGAACGUUGGUGUCGAGGACUUCUUCUGCCGCUUCGAGUACAAGGCCAGCACUGGGAGCUUCAUCCCUGAUCGUGUGGUUGUGUACGAUAAUUACGAGCUUCCUUCUUUCUCUGUCCAUCCUUCUCCCUUACUUCCCGCAGUGAGCUUCAUCUCUCCAUUGUUUAAUCGGGUGUUCAUUUUCGUUGGUCUGAAGGUACUGUAAAUGCGAAAUGCCCUACAACCCAGACGACCUCAUGGUUCAGUGUGAAGGAUGCAGGGAUUGGUGAGCUUAUUUGCGUUGUAUAAUCAACCGUCUUCUUUAGUUCCAUGUUUCACGGUGUGAUUAUUUGUAGGUUCAUUUCUUACAUGGAAAGUUUAAAGCUAUUCAAGAUCUGCCGUGUGCUGUCUGAGCGCUUCUCUUCUGAGACUUAUUGCUAUUCUCCUCAUUCAAUGCUCAUAUUUUUCUUCUGAGUCCUCUCCUCAAUGGUGCAUCUGUUUUUGAGCCGAUCUUCCUCUUUUAUAUCACUCAGACCCAUAGCUCAUUUAUCUUCUCGUGCUUGGUAAUAUCUGUGGUGGCUGUUGACGAGGAUGUCCUUGGAACUCAGCUGAUGUUUUUCAUGAAUCCUCCUUGGUCGCCACUACGUAAUUCAAACAUUGAGUGGGAAAAAAAUCAAGAUACAGAAGAAUCAUGGGUGUUUCAGAGGCCUUAUGCUUCGAGAAUUAUGAACACUUGUUCAGGAUCUAGUUUUGAUUUCUGUCUAUCUCUGCUACCAUACCAGGGGUACUGGACCUUCUUCUUUUGUCGUAAAUAAUUGUGUUCCUGUCUAGUCAUGAAAUAAUAGUGGCGUUUAGAAUGAUCUUAUGGAGGCGAUUCUCAUGUAUCUAAUGUUUUUCCUUCAUUAUCCUACUGCGUCUUCCUGUAUAAACUUUUCUGCGGAAGGAAGGUCAUCUGAAUUGGUGGCGUGGUUGUCAGCACUGUUAAUUUUUCGGUAAAAGAAAAAAUGAAGAAAAGAAAUGUGUUCAUGAUUAACAAUUAUCUCUUCCACAUGGAAAUACAUCAGGCGUAUGUUUAGCAUAUUACAGGAGGAUUAUAUCAGCCUACGCAUUGUGUAUUUAUCAAUCAGAAAGAUGUAGAUCACUAAGAACUAAAUACACGUUCAUAAGUUUGCUAUGGUCAUGCAGAGGAACUUUAGCUGAAAUAAUCUCCAAAUUUUUGAUACAUACUAUACAAUUCCCUCCAGGCAUUUCUUGGAAUGGGUUUCUUAAUGGAUGAUGCUUCAUCUUCAAUUCUGACCGCUAAAAUGUAUGUAAACACAUUACCAGGAAUUGAUUAUCUUUAGUGACGCCGAAUUUUCAACAGUCAUUACGGAUGCUGAUUUGAUCACCUCGUUUCUUCUAAAAUUAUUUAAUGCUCGAUUCUGGUGGAUCCUUUCUUCUCAUGAGCCUUUUUAUCUUGCUUUAAUUUUAAGUCCCUGAUACUCUGUUUACUCUUGCAUUGACCUUCGCAUUCUAGCUAUAUCGGCCCUCUAUGUGAUCACAGUUUUGACUUUGGCCUCAUACGUUGGUGUCAGUGAGUUGCUUGAUCCCACGUUCUUUCCCAUCUUUUUAUGUUGUGUGUGCAUCCCUGUGUUACUUCGCUCAAAGAGUUGGCUUUAAUUAUCAUAUACAUCAUAUGACUGUUUUCUUGCACAGCUCCAGCGGAAUGUUAUCAUUUCUGUGGUUGAUAUUGCUCAGCAUUUGACCUCUUUCAGGGUCUCUCUCUCUCCUGAAACUUUGGAGAUCUUCUCUACGACCUUCAUGCUUUCAACCAUAUUCUACCCAGGAGGGCUCGUUCUGGGGAAUUAUUGAUUCAUAUACUCGUAUAUCUUCUUCCUGUCCCUCUUUUAGUCAAUAUCUAUUGGUAUAAUUCUCCAGCCAACCCUGUUCUACCGUGAGAAGUUCUCAUUGUUAGUGUGCUGGUGCCCUCUGCGAUGUGCUGACGCGUUGACUGUUGUUACCAUUUCCGUCCUCUUUGUCUUGGGUGCCCCUCUCUUUUUAAACCCUUUGAAAAUCCAGAUGAGUGUUCUCCAAGGUCCUUUGAAAAUGAGAUGGUCUGAUCAAUGGUUGAGCAAUGGUUAUUGGCCUUCUGAAACGUUGACAAUGCGUUGACCAGCCUGUGUUGACUGUGAGGGGAAGGAGGGCAGCAAAGUCAAAGGAGUGAAAAACCGUGAAAGUCAGGAUCACUGGGGAUGAAGCCGAUGUGGCAGAGGGGAUGGAAACUGGGGAGAAAUAGUUGGUAGAUUCCCAUGUGGCCAAGUCUGGCGUAUUGAAUAAAAUCUACUGAGUUUUUUAUUUAACCCGCAUUAAAUGUUCUUUACACAUGAUAAAUUACUUGCAGGAGAUUAGCUGUUCUUAAAUUUUUAUUUAAUAUCUAUUUUGGUAUUUUUAGUGACUAGUAUUUAUUUGUGUUGAUCUUAGGGUUCUUUUCUGAUUUUGUUUUUCUUUGAGAAUGGAUACAUUAUUUACACGUACUAUUUUUGACGAUCAUUUGGAUCUACUUUGCCACUUUUUGUUGGAAUCUGAAAUUGGAAAAGAAUCCUGAAGAGGGUAACAUCUCCUGGAGCUUUUCAUAUUGAUUUUAGAUUUCUUCCCCAGCCCCUGGUUUAUGUUCAUCUUCUUCUUCUUCUUCUUCUGCUGCUGCUGCUACUCUUGGAACUUGGUGUGUGUUCUAUUUUCGGCAAGUUUGCUGAGAUGGAGGGAUCUUCAAUGGCCCCUCUUGACUCUUGCGGAUGACGUCAUAUUAUAUGGUUUAACUGGAAGUUUAUUGCUUUGUGGACGCAGGUUUCACCCCGGGUGCAUGGACAUGUCCAUAGAGCAGGCCAAGAAGCUGGAACACUUCCUGUGCUCUGACUGCGGUGCGGAGGACGACGCCAAGAGAACGAUGGACACCUUUCCCGUGUCGCCGCUAUCUGAGCCCAAGGUAAGGUUGCCAACCUCCGAUGAGCAUUCACUGCGAGCGGAAGUAGUGAGAGAGAGAGAGAGAGAGAGAGAGAGAGAGAGAGAGAGAGAGCCUUAUGUGUUGACGUGGGACUGCAGGUGGAGUCGAAGCGUCGGAAGAGGUGA
This is a messenger RNA of Spirodela intermedia, 3543 nucleotides long. NCBI's taxonomy places the organism in Eukaryota, Viridiplantae, Streptophyta, Magnoliopsida, Alismatales, Araceae. The record is from the annotation of a GenBank genome assembly.